CCUACUUCUUCCCUUCACAUUAAUAACUGUCUGGGAAUCAUCAGUGUCGACCACACACGUGGCGGCACGGUGCGACUUCAAGGACACAGCUUCUCGCAGUGUAUUGCAGCACGAUUCAUGUCAAGUUGGUCAAUUACUUGCAGCUCAGGGGAGUUGAAGUGACGUCUCUGUCCUGCCUGCAAUCUCCCUCCAUCCUCUCCCUCUCUCUCUCUCUCUCUCUUGUAUCACUUAAUCAAGACAUAGCUUGCCCUUUCCUGCUCGUUGCUGCUUCCCUCCCUCCCUGAUCUGCUCCCCUAUUUGUUUGUCCUCGCUUUAUUCUCUUUGGCUCUCUCCCGUCCACCCUCCUGCCUCGUGGUCCACAUCGCCAAGCUCUGCACGAGCGAGACAACAAGCAAGGACAUGUGGAAGAGAGGUCAGUGAGGAGGAUGACAACAGAAGAAUAGACGGCGGCAAAGGAGGGAUGAGAAAGAGACUGAAAUAAGAGGAGGAAGUGGAACUCCAAAGUGCCUACUGUGAGAGGUCGUCUGCCGCUGUGUGGCCGCUGGAUGAGAGCGGGACGGGGCUCAGUGUGUGUUUGGCCUUGAAUGGAGGCUAUAUUUUAUUCUGACAGCCACAGAGUCAUCCAUCCCACGUUGCUGAGCUGCAGUCUUCACAUACUCUGAGCUGAGCCGCAACCUCGUCUCAUCGCUGCAAGGACGCCAUCGCUUUAAGGUUUUUCUUUCUCAGGCCAUUCAACCACGGUGACUUCCCCAUCUUCGGCCAUGUUGACGUGAAUGUAACGGUGACUUACGCUUGGCGUCAGUCAGUUCAGGUGAAGGCACAGACGCAUGGUGACACAUGCCAUAGUGAUGUCCUCAGAGUAGCUUCUGUUUUUCCUUUUUUUUUACUCGAGACAGAGCUGGCCUCUGCUCGCAGUCCACCCCCUCUAUCUCAAACUUCAGCUGCCACUUUUCCCAGGAAGAGCUAACAAACAUCCCCGAAAAUACACCAACCAAAACGACCCGCUGCCUGUUAGGAAAAACUGAACAUAUUUCUGUUUUGCUGGGGGUUUUUUUUUUUUCACUAUUAGUCACCCUUGCUCUCACCGGACAGUUUUUCCAUCCAUCUGCCCUCGCCACCGCCGCUCAGUGUCUGCGAGCAACUCUGAUGGCUGUCAGCAUGACCAUGGGACGGGACACCAAAUGGCUGACCCUGGAAGUGUGUCGUGAGUUUCAGAGAGGCACCUGCUCGCGGUCUGAUGCCGAGUGCAAGUUCGCUCACCCCUCCCGGAGCUGCCAUGUGGAGAACGGCCGAGUCAUUGCCUGCUUUGACUCACUCAAGGGGCGCUGCACCCGUGAGAACUGUAAAUACCUGCACCCACCGCCGCACCUGAAAACCCAGCUGGAGAUUAACGGGAGGAACAACCUGAUCCAGCAGAAGGCUGCAGCGGCCAUGUUGGCUCAACAGAUGCAGUUCAUGCUUCCUGGAGCACAGUUGCAGCCCAUAACAACAUUCCCAGUGACGCCCUCCCUGGCAACGAGUCCCAGUAUGGCGUUCAGUCCAUAUCUGAGCCACAUGGGCCCAGGCAUGGGCUUGAUGCCUGAGCUGCUGCCCAGUACACCCCUGCUGGUCCCUGGGAGUCCCACCGGCCUGGCAGCCAUGGGCAACGGCACCUCCGCACAAAAACAUGUGCGCACAGACAAGCUGGAAGUCUGUCGAGAAUUCCAGCGUGGUAACUGCACGCGGGGUGAGAGUGACUGCCGCUACGCUCACCCUCUGGAGGCAGGCAUGGUGGACUGCAGCGAGAACUCUGUCAUCGUGUGCAUGGACUACAUUAAAGGCCGCUGCAGCCGAGACAAGUGCAAGUACUUCCAUCCCCCAGCUCACCUGCAGGCCAGGAUCAAGGCUGCACAGCACCAAGCCAGUCACAACACAGCGUCCGCAGGCCUGGCUCUGCCUCCAGGUGCCAUGCAGCCGCUACCAAAGAGGCCGAUCUUAGAGAAGAGCAACGGAGCUGCUGCCGCCGUCUUCAACCCCAGCAUGUUCCACUACCAUCAAGCCCUGGCUAACAUGCAGCUCCAGCAGCCAGCCUUCAUCCCCACUGUUCCCAUGAUGCACGGUGCCACCACCUCCACUGUUUCGUCGGCUUCGACCCCAGUCACCAAUGUUCCUUACGCUGAAUCUGCCGCCUCGAAUCAGACCCCUCCGAGCUCCUGACCCCUGAUCCAGUGGAGCUCCAGUGCGUUCCCAUGGAAACCCAUUACUGCCCCGUCCCCAAACUGCUGGUGGCGGCUCCGGUGGCGCUAAACUCAGUAAGCCUUUCCCGAAACCCCAGUUAAAGUCCCUGAAAUCUGCGCACUUACAGGGCGGUCAUCUUUUCUGAAUGCAGCAAACAUGUGCCUCGCCUACAGUGCACACUGACUGAGUGUGAAAGCUCUUGUGAGAUAUUACGAACGUAACAAAGCUGCGAUGACGCAAUACAAGCCUGGACGUAUUACUGUUGCUUUAAAGCAGCCAUCCUGAUGCAUACUGACUCGAUCAGGCUGAGCAAUAGAGCUCCCUCGUUCUUACAGCCAUACAUGCCCACACCUUAAAAGUGUUGCAGACACACAGACAAACACACACACACACACACACACACACACAUAAUUUAAGACUACAUGCCCUUUAUGGGUUGGAGCCAUCACAUGAGGCGACCCAACACUUUUGACUGUUCCAAAGUCAGAAACUCUGAAAAGCUGGAAAUUGAGACCGUUUGAGUGGCAAACGGACCUGCCGCCGGUCUACAACCAGUACGCGUUGUCAAAAAUGAAAGAGUGUUUCAUAUCAUGUCAUGUUUACGUUUCAAGAUGGCUACAAAUGUAACAUUUGUGUUGUACCAUUCAGUUUGUUCUCAUGGUCUCAUCUCGCCUGAUGAAAUGCCAACGAGUUGUUUGUUAAUUUGUUUGUGCCUUUGAUUUAUCUGCUCAGCUGCAGAGGAGACUUUGUUUCCCGAAAUAAGUCAAAACACUUGAAAGCAAACACUGAGAGAUGUUGGAGGCAAUACCUGUUGUUACAUAAAUACUGUGUAUCAACCUGUUGAAGAAAAUCAAGGAAUUACAGUGAUCGCCAUUUUAAAUUAACAUUGUUUCAGGAAUGUUUAGUUUGAUUUGAAUCAGUUUUCGUCCCCCGGCUUCACAGUCUUGUCUGGUAUUUACUGGAUUUAAUAGCAGCAAAGAGACUUUACUUUUCAAAAACAACAACCUCAAAUUGACAAAGUGACAUAAAAUUAGGAUACAAUCCCUUCUAUACUAAAGAGGCUGAGUUGAGAGGUUUUAAAGAAUGUGGCUCUUAAUUUGUUGAUGUAAGAAACAAACUGCCUUAAAGCAGAUGUUGACUUUGAGUGAUGCAGUAUCUUUAUCCGUGGUUGUUUCUUGGAUGUGAUGGGUAAUUGUUUAACGAUUGAAAAGGAAGGUUUGUUUGUCCCGUUUCCUCCAUGAUUUGAUAUCCAAAUAUUGUGUAAAAGAAUGACAAUCUACAGGCGAUGGGUCCUGUAGCCUCGGCUACAACCUCAGAUUUCUUGUGUUAAACUCACCUGAAAUCAAAGUAAAGACAAAAUGACGUUCUGAUAGGGCUGUAAACUUCUGGUUGAAUGGUCGAUGGUUUGGUCAAUAUGGUCUUGUUCGACCCAGUUCUCAUUGGUCGGACAAUCGCUGGCGUUACUCUAAUAAGGAUGUGUGUCCGCCAAAGUGUUUCUUUUCCCAGCUGAAAAACAGCAAUUGUUGUCGUUCAGCGCUUGAAUUUGUCCUCUGUGACAGUUGGUCUUUGUAGUGUUUGUCCCGCCCCUUCUCCACUUUGAUUGGAUGGCUUUUUUUUUUUCUUUUUUUUAAUUCAAAAACUGAUAAAUAAUCACAAAAGACAUUCUGUGUGGGAUUCAUCAAGUCUCUCUCACAUGCAGCGUUACAGAUGUUUUAAACGUUAGUAUUUUAUCGUAUAUGAGAUCAUAAACCCCAGAGUUAACUUCUGUAGUCUCCAGCAUGUCGGGUUUUUUCUCAUCAGUCCUGUUCAACACCUAGUGGUGAGAUGGGCUCGUGCAUGCAGCAGAAAAGCGUCACAGUUUAUUUUUGGUUGAUGUUACAUUGGAGAUCACAUUAAUUUUUCACUCAAACUACAAACAGGUAAUUUAAUUUACUGUAGAGCUCUGUGACAGGAAAUAAAAAACACUUUGGUGGACACACAGCGCUAACAGGUAGAGGUAGAUUUUCUUUGGUGGAUUACAGCUCUAGAUUCUGAGUCAGAUCUAAGAUUACAAACUUUUAUAAUUGGCUUUUCUUAAACUUUCACACCUGAUGUCAGAGUUAUUGCACAAGAUGGGAGCUGGAUUUGUUUCCUGAUGUUGUGCCUAAAGUCUAUGUGUGCCAAGUGGUGGUCAGUAUAUGCAAGGAGCUGCCCCCGUUAAAUGCAAUACCAGAGUGACUCCUCUCAAAGAGAUUUGAUUUAAAAAAGCAGUUUGUUUGUGUAAUUGUCUCCUUUAAUGCGGCUUUGGAUUGAAUACGUGGCACAAGAUUUUUAUGUUUUAUGGCUCUUCAGGGAGAAAGCUUAGAACUUGAAAAUGUCCUGUCUGACUUUAUAAUGUGUCGUCUUUUCUACUGAUGUGUCCUUUUUGUCAAAAGUAGUCAGACUCUGAAUAUUGCAGCCACAGCUGUUAUAGCCAGAAUUGAGUUAUGGUACAGUCAGAAGGUGAAGGAAUAAACUAUGUGUUUGAUGUAUGAUGGUUAAAAAAAAAAGGUAAACUAGUUGGGGUUUUUUUGGUUUUAAAAAAGUCUGUAAGGAAUUGCUUUGUAGGCGCGAAAAAUUGAACGUAACGGCUUUGGAAACCAGGCUGAAACCACUUUUAUCCAAAUUCAAAUGUGCCUCUUUCAAGUCUCCUCAAACCACCACUGUCAAUACACUGUAGGAACAGACCAGUGCUCAAAGAUAGAUGUGUUAUUUGGUACGUUACUAUAACAGUCAAUCACAUCUGUUAGUUUCUUCUCUGAGACAGCUGUGCUGUCUUAUCAUUUAUGUAAAGAAAUAAAUUAGUGAGUUGUGUGCAUACAUAAGUGUGUUGAAAAAGACAAUGAAUCACAUAUUUGGUUAGUUGUAAAUGCUGCAGAUAUUACGGCAUUUCCCACUGAACAUUAUUCAUUUUAAAUAAUGUUAUUGUGUCGUGAAUGUAUCUAAUGCAAAAACUCUACACAUGCCCUUCUAAAAGAGCGGCAUGUUGAAAUGUAAUAAUUCACUAUAUAUAGACUAUUUCUGAGGUCACAUAAGUACCAUGCUGAUACUGUGUUAAGACAUAUUAAAGUAUGUGUAUUGUUAUAUAGAUUUAUAUUUAAUGUCAAUGGAUGGUGUGACUACUUUUAGAAAUAUCUUUCACUCUCAGAAAAGGUAGAGCAGAAUUGUACUUUUUGAAGUACAAAUGUACAUCGUACAGGUACAUUAAAGUACCAUUUCUUGCCAGUCAGUUGUUGUAACCCUCCAUUCAAAAGUGCCCAAAAUGAGCCUAUGAAAAAUGGUAUAAUCACUGGAAAAAAAAAAGAAAAUUAGCACUCGACUCCUUUUUUUAGCAUGAUUUUUUUUUUCUCACAUUAUUCGGACUGGUCAGUACUCAUUGUACUGUCGUCUUUGUUUCUGUUAACCCCCGCUGGGAAGGCUGUAUACAUAAGUAACUGUCUAGACAGACCAUCCGGUAGAAGUUGCUUGUGCAGCGACAAGGAUGAAAUCCCCCACCAGCUUCCCACCCAUUAACACUGCCACCUGUGUUCACUGGGGGCAACUUGGAAGCGCCGCUCUCUGGGAUUGACCCUGGUUUUACCACCUUGGCGCCCCAAUAAGUGUGUGUUCAUGUUGAAUUGGUAAAAAUAUGUCCCUCAAAGGAACAGUACACUUAUUUGCUUUCUUUUCAAGUUGGAUGAGAAGAUCUAUACUGCUCUCAUGUUUGUGUGUUAAUAUGAAGCUAGAACCUGCAGCCACCUAGCCUAGCAUAAAGACUGAAAACGGGGAAAGUGCUGAACAAACCAUGGAGACAUUUUUGUUUAUAUUUUUGAGGGUACUAUAGGGGAUACAUUUACACUUAAACAGUAAAUCCGGAGUGAUUCAGAGAAUGUGUGACAGUCUUAAAUCUUCACGGUAAGGUUGCCAGGCAACCAGCACUAUAGAGAUAUACAUUCCAAAGAGAAGCACCAAGUGAAUGACACGGUGUAACUCCCUCUAAAAACACAAAUUGUCGUGUCUAUAUUUGACAUUUUUACAAAUUGAAAAUAAAAUAUGUUAAUUAGUAAACUUUAGAAGUGUUAUUAGGCAUAUGUUUCAAGUUUUGAACUACAGCUCAACCAAUACUUUUGAGUCUGAUACCUGAUACAUUAGUUUUUAGCUUUUAAAAAAAACUCAGAACGAUUCAGCAGAUAGUUUUUCGUUUUUCAACAUAAAACAUUACAUAAACAAAAUGUUUUGUUUAUUAGGUCAGACAGACUUUACAACAGAUCGAUAGCUCCCAGAAGCUGCAAAGAAACAAUGUUUUCAUUAUAAGGGUUAAAUAAAUAACACCAAAAGUUAAUUCAGGUGGCAUAUAGCUCUACAGAGAUAACAUAACUAAAUGACUGUUAGCCUUUAUCUUAUUUGGCUAAUUCAUGUCAUCUUAAAAAUAUGUCAGCAACCAACCUAUCUGUCCUUUUACAAAUCUAAAUAAGAGGGAGACAAAUCUAGCUGAUGUUGGUGACUAAGCCUACAUUAUGCUAACUCCUCUUGUAGCAAUACGUUAGCUAGGUAGUUAGCUAGCGUUUUGCCUACAUUAGCUAACGUAAGAAGUUUCUAUAUAAAAUGUAGCGUGUCCAUGAAGAUUGUGACAAUCCCAAGUCACAUCCUUUAACCAUCUUCAUUUUUUUCUCUAUUUUGAAUAAUCCUAACACUUAUUAUAUCUAGUGCCCCGUUUACACGUACACGGUUAGUUUUAGAAACGGACAUUUCACCCUCUCCGUUUUCAAAAAUAAUUCUGUGCACACAUAUCCGUUUUCAGAAAACUUUGCGUUUACACGAACGCGCGUAUGUCUGCUGCCAGGACAUUCCAAAACUGUAGGUGGCAGUGUAACGAGAAGCUGAAGCUCACGUUAGCCAAUCAGAAUCCCGAAAAUAGCAACAACAGCAACGAGUCACUUCCUCUUUCUUGUUUACAGAAAAACAUGCUCCGUUUACACGCAAAUGGGCAACCGGCGUUUUCCAAGAUCUCCACCCUGGCCGGAGUUUUUAAAAAGCAUCGUUUUCAGAGGCGAAUUCUCCGUUUGCGUGUAAACGAAGGGUGCAAACGCAGGAAUAUUUCUCUGUUUCUCCGUUUCUAAAAAUAGCAUAGCUAAGCUAACAGAAAAGGGGGAAGUUGACCAGGGUUAUUUUGGGUACCAAGCUUGCUCAAUUGUAAUUGGAGGAAAAUAUUUUGUUACCAAUUAGACAAACAUGUACACUAUGUUAUCUACAAUAAGCUGCUAUUAGCUGAAUUGUUGGUCUCGCAAUACUUUGGAUAGAACUAGGCUAACUUUUUCCCCAUUUCAGGUCUUCAUGCUAAGAAGAGCUAAGCUAAAUGUCUCCUUGUUCAAGCUUCAUAUUUAUCGCUUAGACGUGAGAUUGAUGUCAAUCUUUUCAUCAAGCCUUUCUAACAAAAACCAAGCGCAUUUCCAAAAUUCCGAAGUAUCUAUUAAAACUAUCAUUAAAUUUUUAUCUACAUGGUGGAUCAAACAUCACGUAGCCCCGUUAUAUGCUGGUUAUCGUACAUCUGUAAAGAAACUUGGCAGCCAACAGAAAUGUGCUUCUCAUUUACCCCUGCUUUUUAGUGUGUUGAGCAGCUACGUUUUCUCAAGUUUUUGAGCAGAAAUUUGAUGAAACUGAUGAUUCGAAUGUCCAGACAAUUAAGUUUGUCUUAAUCUUACAGCUUUUAAAGACUAGCUUUGUCCAGCCAAGAAAACCCCGCCCACUAGCCUUCGUCUUCUCACCCCUUCACUUCAUUAUGCCUUCACUAUCUGCUGUCCAGCUGACAAAACAAAACAAUACUUGAUUAAUAAAUUGUGCCUCUUGAGGGCAUUUGAAUUUUGAAGAAGAUGUAUGUAUUGAUGCACAAGAGCAUGUUCGUUUUCGGGAACUGCGGAGUGGCACGAGAAAAAUUAGUUUUUACCUCUUUCCCUUUCUCAUUCUCUUGUACUUGAUUUCCUUUAGGCCUCACUGUAUUUUUUCCCAUACAGACAUGAAUCAUUUCUCUGGAAUAUGCAAAAAGCUCUGAUCAUUGUGUCCAGUGACCAGAUCCUUUAGCAUGCGGACAGUUAAUUCGAUCCUGAGCAUAUUUCUGUUGCCCAGGGCACAAACAAAGGGCCUUAUUUCUUGAUCACUGUAUAAAGAUGUGAUAGGUGUGUAUGAAAGUGACAUGUAUUAAUCGUAAGUUAAGCUUCUUUUUUUUUAACUGACAUAAAAAACACAGCAUGGAAAUAAAGAACUCAUUUAUACAUAGUUAAUAGUUUGUGUAGACCAAGACAAAAGAUGUAAUAUGAAAAUCAUUUGUAUACAAUGAUGGAGUCAUUGUUAAUGGUAAUAGUUGCUGUUGCUGUGGCAACAAAACGACAACAUGGCUACCUUUCUAUUACCGUAAUUGUGAUUUUUUUCACAUUAAUUGAAAUUACAUACAUCACUAACUUAUUCAAAAAGGGAAUGUCUAAUUAGUUUGUCUUGUUAUUGCGACGUGAUUCAAUAUUUUGUAUGGAAAACUUAAAUCCUUGUAAUAUCCAAAGGUCCUUAGGGGAGAUCAGGUGUUUAUUUUGUUUUGUUUAUUUGACCUUUAUUGUUUUUUGUUCUUGUACAUGGUCUUUCUGAGAAAUAAGAAUGGACUUUGGCUUUUAAAGCAAACACCUAUCUGUCAGGAAGGUUAAAGAGGCUUUUGGACUAAUUGAAAGAUCUUCAUCUUUUUCUGUGAAAUCAAACCUCCUGCAGACGCUCAGUUUCCGGUACAGAGCUUCAUUAGUGGGUUCUGUUUCAGUUUUGGCCAAGAUGGUGGUCCAGAAGUCUCUUUCUGCCCAGCUGUGCUGGGUGAUGUCGAUCCUUGCUGAGGUGUAUACGAAUGUGUGAUGUUCACCUUGUUUGCACUUAUGUACAUAACUAUGUCAAAAUACUCAAAAUUUAUUUUGAAUAAAUAUAGAUAAAAGAGUUGAUUAAAAAUCAAAUCAAUGUAUUGUUAAUGAUAUGAGUAUGUCUAUCAUUUUAUUACAGUAUAAAAAGAUUGCUCUGAGGGAUCUGUCCUUUUGUUUGUUUGUUUGCUAGAGCCCUGUUCUUUGCCAAGCAUGACAUUGCCUAGCUGUAAACCAGGAGUGGUUUGCUUUGAAAUAGCUUUUUUUUUUUUCAUUUAACAGGAUAUUUUUGUUUCUAUCAUAUCUGACCCUAACAUAAAACAGAAGAGGUAGAUUAGAAGAAAUAGCCAGUCUGGAAUAUAUAAUAAACCAGUACUGACCUCAUCCUUUUAAGUUUAAGGGGGAACUUCACCUAUUUUUAACAUUCAUACAUGUUAUUUCAUUGGUCGAAGACCAGUCGCCCCAGGAUUUCACAUUACAGUCACAACAAUUAACACAAAAUCAGCCAAUCCCUUUGAAUCAUUUGCAACCUUGCAUUUUUUUUUAAACAAUCUAAGACGCCUAAUCUUAUUUCAUCGUCGAACUCAAUGCCUCUCUCUCUCUGAGACUACUGCUGCACGACCCGAGCUUUGUGUCUGGGACAGAGUCACACACUCACAUUGACAGGGCUAACUAUUAACAUCACACGGCUAAUGUUACCCAAUGUUUAUCAUUAACAGGUUUAAAGACAGAGUGGAGUCAUUUUAGUGUCAGUGCGAGAUUAACGGCUUGCAGAGAUGGUCCCUCCGCACCAUGUAGGACUGCAGCAACAGCUAAUUGGUGUUAAUGAGCUGUUGCUGCAAUCCCCACCCCCAGCCAUCACAAAUUACAAAUAUAUUCUAAUCUCAAAACACUGACUGUGUGACAGCAUCAGAACAAUUCAUGCAGUUUUCGCUUGCCCCCACAAUUUCAUUACAAAAAAAGGCCUAUUAACAUUGUAACUUGCAUCACAACUUUUUUUUUUAGAAAACCUGCCAUGAAAUCAGGUAUUUCAGCCUUCAACAAUGCCAAAAACAGCUUGUAAAAUCCUGGAGGGACUAUAAGACAGUCAAAAGGUAUUAGUAAACACAAACAACUCUCUACUAACUAAAAAAUAGAGUGCACAAACUCAAAUCUGUGAUGUUAUGGGGUAUAUAUUCUGGAGCUGCUCCACAGACAAUGAAAUUGGAAAGAUGUUCUAGAUGGGAAUGGGGAGAGAGGGGAAUGUUCUGAGUUUAUGGGCACAUUUUCGGUUUCAGAACUGACAACAUUACAAUAGAAUAAAGCUCGUUUUAGAAAACAAACAUUGUGUGGAUCCACAAAAUCGGGCUGUCAUUCAUUGUUAAACAAGCAGCUCCAGACUUCAUACUUGAUGAUAUCAUAUUUGAGACUUCUUUGUUUUCCGGCUUUGAGAAAGAGUAGCUCUUGUUCAUAAAUACUAACUGAACUUUCCUAGACCGAGGAAAUAAUGUAUUGGAAUUCUUAAUGUAGGUGGUGUUCCCCUUUAAUUUCUCCACACGAGUACAUGGAUGUAGGUGCAUUCCUCUUUCCAGGAAUGCACCAAAAUAAAGCACAGAUUAGCUCCACCUGCAGGCUGAAAAGCAGUCAGGAAGAAAAGAGGAGCAGAUAUUAAAACCAUAUAAUGGAGGGACAUGGAUGUGAGAUGUGUUCACAGGGUUUUAAACUCACUUUACUUUUGUCAUUUUGUGCAGUGGGUUAUUCUUUGCUCCCUUGUUGUCAUUAUCCAAAACAACAAUAAAUCUGAAUUCUCCUCAGGAUUUUAGUCCAAAUUGCAAACAAACUGGUUUUCCGAUGUUACUCUUGCAGCAGCAGCAACAUCCUUACACAACUCUGUUCCUGCAGAUUUGGACAUGUGAUGCUCUUCAAUUGCUAUUAAAGCCAACGAUUUUGUUGCCAUGGCACUUGUCCUAGCGGUGGAUUGACUGAGUCAUCCUGGUGAAUCAGUUCACAGCCCUCUGACUCCACAUGUGGAGUGAACUUAAUAUACUGUGGGUUUCCAGACACCAACAAGUGAAUAAGAUUGUGAUUUUGUUUUGAAAUUGAUUGAUUGUUGUCAUUUUAAGAUAAUUCAGUUGUAAUUGUGCCUUUAUCAUGCAAGAUGUAGUUUUCCUUUUUACGUUCUUCAUCUAAAUUGACUUAAAACAGCACAUGUAUCGAGUGUAAAACGGAUCCUUUUAUUUAAAAUCCUUUGUCGGUGACAAACUUGACUUUGUUGGUGGGUACAAUCGCAGACUGAAUGGCAACCCGUGGAAGAUGAUGAGGGCCAAAGACUGUUCAGGACUAAGCCAUAUGAAAAACUCUCUCUGACACUCUAGGACAGACUUGAAAGUGACUGCUGUUUCUUCGUCAUAUAUCGUUUCACUCUGUUUUCUGCUUGUGGUGCUUGUAUGUGCUGCUGUGCUACAUGCCAAUUUAUUUUGCAGUGUAUAGCUAUUAAGAGUAAGUUACUGUGCCUAUGAUGAGUUCUGCGAUUUCUGUUUGACCUUUAAUAAAACACAUUAUUGUGA
This is a messenger RNA of Plectropomus leopardus (leopard coralgrouper), 11644 nucleotides long. The record is from RefSeq and is a predicted model, not a curated record. NCBI's taxonomy places the organism in Eukaryota, Metazoa, Chordata, Actinopteri, Perciformes, Serranidae.